Messenger RNA from Nicrophorus vespilloides, 2784 nucleotides. Its product is annotated as eukaryotic translation initiation factor 2-alpha kinase-like. Gene Ontology annotation, molecular function: ATP binding; protein binding; protein kinase activity. The record is from RefSeq and is a predicted model, not a curated record. NCBI's taxonomy places the organism in Eukaryota, Metazoa, Arthropoda, Insecta, Coleoptera, Silphidae. Gene Ontology annotation, biological process: protein phosphorylation. The transcript is spliced from 9 exons. The coding region runs from base 155 to 2608 and encodes 817 amino acids.
AUUUUGAUUUCAUCCAAACAGACCAGAAAUUUAACCAAUAAGAGAAGGUUCCACGUUGGGCCUCCUAUACUAUCGCUAUUCUCGUACCAAACAAAUACAAAUACCAAUUGUUGCAAGUUGUAACAAGUUACAUUCUGUUACAUUCCAUGCAAAAAUGUUUCUCCAGCUGCUGAGGAGUGUGUGUGUCUUCUGUUUACUCUGUAUUUUUUAUAAUUUUGCACUAGAUACAGACAAUAUAGCCCAGUUACCACAUUGUGAUCAAAACGAAUUUGGGUUCAUCAUUGUCAGUACACUGGAUGGAAAACUGACGACCGUUGAUUCAAAAGGAAAUAUUCUAUGGGAUUUUGAAACACAGCCUGGUCCUCUCUUGAUGUCAAACAUUCACAACUUAGAUCUCACAAAUAAUGGAGAAUUAGUUAGAAUGAUUCCAUCUUUGACUGGAAGCUUAUAUAAAUUUAAUGGAAAAACUAUAGAUGCCAUUCCAAUUAAUGCUGAUAGUUUAUUAAAAUCUUCAUUCCUAUAUUCUAAUGAUUUAGUUAUUGCAGGCAGUCGAGAUGUUAGAACUUAUGGUAUUUUGGCAAAAACUGGUGAAAUGCUUUAUGAGUGCAAUGUGCAUGGUUGUGAUAAAUCAAAAUCAGCUAGUGACUUUGAUGAUAUAGUAUUAAUUGAAAGGAGUACAGUAACAGUAAGGGCUCAUGAGCCAAGAAAUGGAAAUGAGAGGUGGAAUUUCAGUGUUGGUUCACACAACAUUAAGAUACCCCAACCUAGUUGUGUUUCUUUAGAUGGAGCUAUAAAUAAUUUAAAUUUAACUGCAAUUUUGCCAAAAGGUAUUUUAACAGCCAGAACUUUAGAUGGUCAGGAGGUUCUUUGGAAGCAUGGCUUUGAAUCUCCUAUUGUGAAAGUCUGGAGAUGGGAUGGGAAAGAUUUGCAUGUGGUGAAUUUCUUCAAUCAAGCAAAGAAACCAACAAUGCCAUUAUCUCCAGCAAUUUACUUAGGAAUGCAUCACAAACAGUUAUAUAUCUAUGAAUCAGAUAGAAUACAGACAGCAAUUAACAUGCAAAUUCACAUGGAUGGGAAUAAAGACAAGAAUGCUUUGACGAUCAUUCCAUGGAAACCAAUUUCAGCAAAUGAAAUUGAAGAUAGUAGUCAGCCUGAGACAACAGCACUAUCAGUACUGUAUAGUUCAGCUUAUAUUAAUGGGAAUGGCUACUAUUUAUAUACUGAAAAUGACAUUAAGAAAGGAAGUACUAUUCUAUGUGGUACCAAUUUCACUAGGAUCCCUAUAUUCUCAGGAUCAUAUGAAUCCAAUUACUGGAAGCAAAUUUUCAUAGUUUCGUUAAUAACUAUUGUUGUAUUGAAGUACUUCUUCAACCUAGGUUGGCGAUCUCGCCAAUCUUUGGUAAAUAUAAGUGAAAUUAAAUCCACUAGUCCAGAAACUGAGAACAAAACGUUAAGUACUGAAAACUGGGUUAUUGAUUUCACGGAGAAUGAAUACGUUCCUCCGUUCAAAUCAAGAUUUUUGGAGGAAUUCGAAAUCGUUAACUGUUUGGGACGUGGUGGCUUUGGGGUGGUGUUUCAGGUCAAACAGAAGAUCGACGAAUACAAUUACGCAAUUAAACGCAUAGCAUUGCCGAGAAAGAAAGAUUCAAACGACCGGGUGUUAAGAGAAGUCAAGGCUUUAGCGAAAUUGGAUCAUAGUAAUAUUGUGCGUUAUAGUACGUCUUGGAUGGAAAAUCCUCCACCGAAUUGGAACGAAUUCGUAGAUAAGAAGUGGGUGUCUGAAAUGUUUCCAUCGAGCAUGAGCGAAAUGAGUAAAUCGACUACCACUUGCACGGAUCGACUUAAACAUAAUGCUGUUUACAUUCCUUCAAGUGAGUCUGAUAGUGACAUUGUUUUUGAGAACUCUCAGGAGAAAACAGAAGACAAUACACAGGAUCUGUCAGUCGAAAAAAGUGAAAUGUCCGAGGAAACGGAGCUUUCAUGCAGUGAUCAGUCUAACUCGCAAAUAAAGAGUAAUAUUUCAUUUUUGUAUAUUCAAAUGCAGCUUUGUCAGAAGAACAGUCUCCGCGAAUGGCUUUUGGAGAACACCAAACGCGAAGUAGUACAAACAACUUCUAUUUACAAUCAAAUCCUUAAUGCAGUUGAGUAUGUCCAUAAACAGAAGUUGAUUCAUCGCGAUUUAAAGCCAAGCAAUAUAUUUUUUGCGCAAGACGAUACCAUUAAGGUUGGCGAUUUUGGGUUAGUCACGUCUAUGAAGAACGUGGAUAAUGAUUUCUGUAAAUCAGGAAACACUGAUUAUACGAAAGGCGCUGGUACAUAUUUCUAUAUGAGUCCAGAACAAGUGAACGGCGAGGAAUAUGAUCACAAAGUUGAUAUCUUCUCACUUGGAGUUAUCCUUUUUGAACUUAUCGUGCCGUUAACAACCGAUAUGGAAAGACAUCAUUGCCUUACCGAUCUCAGGAAAGAAAUUUUUCCACCUGAUUUCCAUCUAAAACACGAAAAUGAGUAUAAGUUGAUGAAGAUGAUGUUAUCUCAAGAUCCUGAACAAAGGCCUGAAGUCACCAUUGUGAAGGAAAUUUUCAAUGCGGAUUUCAUUUUCGCUAGAUGAUAGGUGAUUACUGUGAGCUGCGCGCUGUGACUUAAUAUUACUCGUUUCAUUCUUGUAUUUAAUUAGUUUGUUAAAUUAUUUAUUAAUUUAUAAUAGUAAUAUAGUUACUAUGUUUAUUUAUAUUUAGUAUCCUUGUUAUUUGCUACUAUAUCUUAUUUGUAUAUAAAUCCAAUAAA